This is a messenger RNA of Colletotrichum karsti, 456 nucleotides long. RefSeq lists its product as uncharacterized. The record is from RefSeq and is a predicted model, not a curated record. The transcript has 2 exons. NCBI's taxonomy places the organism in Eukaryota, Fungi, Ascomycota, Sordariomycetes, Glomerellales, Glomerellaceae. Bases 1 to 456 code for a protein of 151 amino acids.
AUGUCCGCUGCAUUCACGUUCGGGAGUUUGGGCGACAUCCUCACCCUAUGCCAGAUCGGCAUGGCGUUGGGGAAGGCAGUCGGCAGCAGCCAGGGAAGUGCGAAGACGUACCAAGCCCUGAAGACGAACGUCGACUCGUUUGUGCAGAUUCUGAUCAAAGUCAUUGCCGCUAUUCAAGAGCGUGAGCACACAGAAUGGAUGUCCGACCUCGACGCCAUCAUCAAGCAAACUGUCAACAGUUGUGCGGACGACAUGCGAGAGGCCUUGGCCCACUUCCGCGCACGCUAUGAGAGAGAUCUCGGGGACACCGGGCAGAAGUCCAGCAAUAUCAUCCGGACCGGGUUGAAAAAGGUCGAGUUCAAAUUUCGGGAGACUGAGAGACUCGGAAAUCUGCAGAAUAAUCUCGCUUCAAGUACACGUCAGCUUUCGCUUCUCAUCCUUCUUCGUGCUCAGUAA